Miscanthus lutarioriparius is the source of this 639-nucleotide messenger RNA. NCBI's taxonomy places the organism in Eukaryota, Viridiplantae, Streptophyta, Magnoliopsida, Poales, Poaceae. The record is from the annotation of a GenBank genome assembly.
AUGGAGAGUUUUGCCCAGGAGCAUGUCAUUGGAAUUCCUUUGGCCUCGUAUGCAUAUGCCAAUGAGGAAGGAAAACCUUCCUAUUCUGCCUUGAUUCACAAGAAGAACAAGAAGACUUCCUUCAUUUACCGGAUGAACAAGCUGAACCUGAAAACAGAUAGCUACAUGCAAGGGUUCAAACAACACUUAACUCUGGGGCCAAAAAUUUCUGAAACUAUCAAAGGGAAACUGAGCUUCGGUGCAAAGGUUCUACAAGCUGGCAGCAUUGAGAAAAUCUUCAGGCAAUACUUUGUAGUGGAGAAAGAUGAGAGAUUAUUGAAGGCUUUCCAGUGUUAUCUUUCAACCACAGCUGGUCCAAUAGCCGGAAUGCUUUUUAUCUCAAAUGAGAAGAUUGCUUUCCAUAGUGAUAGGCCUCUGAGUUUAGCAUGUCCCAAAGGGGAAAGGACCAGGGUGCCCUACAAGGUGUUGAUCCCCGCAAAAAGAAUAAAGACUGCUUCCGUGAGAGAAAAUUUGUACAAUCCUGAUGAGAAGUAUAUUGAUUUAGUUACUGUUGAUGGAUUUGAUUUUUGGUUUAUGGGUUUUAUUAGCUAUGAGAAAUCAUUCAGAUAUUUUCAGCAUGUAAUUUCAAGGUUUAGAUGA